CACCACGGCAGUUAGUCGCAGCUCGUGCCGAGAGGUGUCUCCCGCUUCGCUGUAUCCUCUCUUGUGGCUGUAAUUUUACGGCGCCAUGGGAGACGCUAACGCCGUAGCUGCUAUCGAUGCAAUAUCCCAUUCAAACAUCAACUUCACUGUGGAUUUGUACAAGGUGCUGGCGAACGAACCGGGGAAUCUGUUUUUCUCACCCUUAAGCAUCCAAGUAGUUCUCGCUCUGGUGUAUUUCGGAGCAAAGGGCGACACAGCAGACGAAUUGGAGCGAGGUUUGCACCUUCCCCGCGACAAACAGCUCACAGACAAUGGAAUUAAUGCCCUUAUGCAUCAGCUAAGUGAAUCUCAAAAUGUGUUACUUGACAUAGCGAACAGAAUAUAUCUUCGGACUGGUUCAGAAAUCAAGAAUGAAUUCAAGAAAACUGCUGAUAGGUUCCUUGCUGGAGUGGAGCAGAUUAACUUUGCCGAAUCAGAACAGGCCAGGAAAACAAUUAACAACUGGAUUGAAAAUAAAACUAAUGGAAAGAUAAAAGAUAUAAUUAAGGAGGGCGUUUUGGAUGCUGAAACACUCAUGGUGCUUGUCAACGCUAUUUACUUUAAGGGUGCAUGGCUUAAGGUAUUUUACGAGGAUGAAACCAAGCCUACACCUUUCCAUUUACCGUCGGGAACGACGGAAGAUGUUGAUAUGAUGUACGUCGAGGGCGAUUUCCAGUAUGCUGACUUAACUGAAUUAAAUACGCAGGCGCUUAUGCUUCCUUACAAGGAUUGGAAUCUGAAUAUGGUGGUAUUGUUACCAAAAGAAGUGAAUGGUUUGCAAGAGCUCGAGAGAAAUCUUGACAAAGUUGAUGUGUCGGACAUUGUGAAGAGAAUGACCAACAACAAGGUCUUUGUAUAUUUACCGAAAUUCAAAAUGGAAUACUCCAAGUCUCUAAAAGACACUCUGAUAACACUCGGGAUGGAGUCCAUGUUUAAUCCAGCCAAAGCGAACUUCUCUGGCAUCGUCGAUGAGAAGUUUGUAGUAAGCAAGGUCCUGCACAAAGCGUUCAUAGAGGUCAACGAGAAUGGCACCGAAGCGGCAGCCGCAACAGUUCUCGUGGCGCUUGGUGCAGGCGCUCCUCGGUUUCCGCCACCACCACACGUCAUCUUCAAGGCCGACCACCCCUUCUUGUUCUUCAUUAUGGAUGACGUCACCCCUACGAUUUUUUUCGCGGGACGAGUUGCGACACCUUCUGCAUAAUUAGUGAGUUCUCCUCCCUCUUGGUGCGAGCUUUCCCCUGCUUCCACCACCACCACCUGUCAUCUUCAAGGCCGACCACCCCUUCAUGAUCUUCAUCUUGGAUCGCGUCAGACGGACGAUCCUCUUCGCCGGACGUCUGGUGGAACCUUCUGCGUAAUUAUUGCAUUUUUACAUGUAUGAGUUCUGUAUUUCAGUGAUGUGCAAAUAUGUAGCAACAGUUUUUAUGAAAUUUUUAUUGUUCUGAAUGUAGGAGACCUUAAAUAUUUAAUAAAAUAUCUCGAAUUAAAAGGAAA
Messenger RNA from Schistocerca americana (American grasshopper), 1533 nucleotides. Its product is annotated as leukocyte elastase inhibitor-like. Gene Ontology annotation, molecular function: serine-type endopeptidase inhibitor activity. The record is from RefSeq and is a predicted model, not a curated record. The transcript has 9 exons. Lineage: Eukaryota; Metazoa; Arthropoda; Insecta; Orthoptera; Acrididae. The coding region runs from base 86 to 1240 and encodes 384 amino acids.